Molecule: messenger RNA, 1311 nt
Organism: Symbiodinium natans
Lineage: Eukaryota; Dinophyceae; Suessiales; Symbiodiniaceae
Source: the annotation of a GenBank genome assembly
AUGAUAGCAUGGCGCUGGUUGGUUGUCAUCGCGUGCGUGUAUGCAGACGGAAGCCAGGUUCAAUCUGGUUGCAAGCUGUCUGCUGAACAGCAGCCGGAGAUUCUGACCUUGCUGCAAGUUGAAACCGCCAUCCAGCCUUCGAAGAAUGUGUCUGGGACCCUGGAGCCCCAUGUACGGUCAAGUGAGGACGGCAACGGGGGCCAUGCAAAGUUUGAGUGGUGGCUGCUUCUGUUUCGGGUUUCCCUACUCACCUUGGCAAUGAUACUUGCACACGGCUGGCUCUUCCGGCCCUGGAAGUCCGUAUUCGUGCUCCUCAUCCCACUGGGAACUGCAGCAUUUGCAGCCUUCUCAGCAUGUGGUUCUGGUUUGCCCGACAGUCGGGGUCGCAUGAACUUGGUUGUUUUCGAGAAAAGCUGCAGCGUUGCAGCCUGGACAGUACUUCUCACACUUCUGACAUCUAUGUGCGUAGCAAGCGCCCCUGAAGAAGCUGCCUGGCCCUUGAGCGGAGUCCGUCGCUUUUUGCGCCAAUUUCGCAAUUUCAGACUCUCCGUGUGGCCACAGGUGGUGCUAUACAUGGCGCUGGCUGUCAGUAUCCUGGAAGGGGUGCUUGGUGACCUGACACAUCAGUGCUACUUGAACGCCGUCACGGGCCUUUGCCUUGUGGUAUGCCUUCCCUUGCCUGGAGCAGGGUUGUUUCAGUACCCAUCGGAGUGGAUUCGGAAGUAUGACAUGGCGGCCAUGCAAGCAGAGCUGCAGGGUCUUGAUCUGUCGGACGAGGACUUGAGACCGCGGAUUUCGGACUGGUACGUUUGCUUGAUGGAGACCAAGACUGGCCGUCGCUUUGCCGACAUGUGCUGCCGCCUUCCUGUCUCAUGGGUGUGGUUGUACACUUCAUGGAAUGCACUUUUUCUCUUCGACAUCUCGGCUCUGAAUGGCUGGACUUUGGCAGUUCUGCUUGCGCCCCUCCUGGAGAGCCAGCGUACACUCUGUCUGUUGCAAAGCCAUGGUGUUGCUCUGAUCCCGUGGAUGAACUCACACUGGCUUCAGGUGCGAGCUUUCAGCCUCUGGUUGUGGCUUGUUCUCAACGGCUGUUUUCACCCGCUUUUCGGCAAUAUCUCGAGCCCCUCUGACUGGUUUGAGCUCACACCGCACGACGAGGAUCAGGCUCGGCGCAUGUGGGGUGCCUUCAAUCUGGCUUGGGCGAUCCUUCACCUUGGGUGGUUCUGGCAUCGGAUCUAUCGACUCAACCAACUCAGCCAAGCCGAAACGGAGCAACGGAGCAUGCCGAAGGACAGCCUGGCAAGCGGCUGA